AUCUAAGUUUUACAACUAUGGCUGCUGAUGCAAGAACUUAUUCGAUAUGUUUGGGUGUAACUUGUAUGUUUGCUUCGAUUUUGUCGGCGUACGCACUUCUUGUGGAACUUUCGGCUGAACUUCAUCCUGAUCAACCAGCCAUGUGCGAUAUUGGUGAACAUAUGAGUUGCAGUAGAGUGUUGACAUCCAGGUAUGGCAAAGGCUUUGGAAUUGUUGGUCUAAUAUUAGGAGAAAAUUCAAAAUUCAACCAACCCAACGGAUUUACUGGCAUUAUCUUCUACUCCUUCAUUUCUACUUUAGCUCUCAUAGAGAAACGUUGGACAGCAAAAAUUCAAUUAGCUUUAAGUUUCAUAUCGAUUCUUCUCUCAAUUUAUUUGGCAUGUAUUCUAUAUUUUGUUCUUCACGAUUUGUGUGUAGUUUGCGUUACCAUUUACUUUUUAAAUUUAAUUAAUUUCAUACUUUCCUAUAAAAGACACAGUUUGUUAGCUCCUGCUACUCACGAAAUCAAGAAGAAACGAAAGUAGAUAUACAUAAUUAUUUAUUUUAUGCAGAUUUUGUAAAAAUAUAACAAAAAUUUAAUUUUAUA
Messenger RNA from Ctenocephalides felis (cat flea), 586 nucleotides. Its product is annotated as vitamin K epoxide reductase complex subunit 1-like. The transcript is spliced from 3 exons. The coding region runs from base 18 to 524 and encodes 168 amino acids. Lineage: Eukaryota; Metazoa; Arthropoda; Insecta; Siphonaptera; Pulicidae. Gene Ontology annotation, molecular function: vitamin-K-epoxide reductase (warfarin-sensitive) activity. Gene Ontology annotation, biological process: vitamin K metabolic process; peptidyl-glutamic acid carboxylation. The record is from RefSeq and is a predicted model, not a curated record.